UAAUAUUUAUUUAUGAGAACAAAAUCACUCGAGAGCCAAGAAGUAGGGGCCAAGGAAGAAGUCGUGGAAACUAUGAUAAAUUUGACACAUUUCGUCCAAAAUUUAUUGAGUCCAGUCAACAUUUUGUGGAAUACUUUGAAAUGUCAGACAGAAUCAUGGGUUGAUCAAGAGGCUUCUUUUACUGAUCAAGAGCAAUUGGUUAGCUUUCAUAAGAAUCAAAAAGAUAAGAUUAAGCAGCUUUCAAUUGAUCUGGAUCAAAUGUCCAGAGAAUUUCAGAAACAAGCAAGCAUAAAAAUAGAAAAUGUAAGAUCCUAUUUUUCUGAAAAAGGCUAUAUGACUGACGAUAUAAGCAAUCAGAUUGAUGAAAUAGACUCUAUGGUUGAUGAAUUAGCGAAGGCUUAUUCCCUGAGUCUCUUCCUGCUCUAAUCUCUCCUUGGCUUUCUUAGUGUAAAAUGUAGGCUU
Molecule: messenger RNA, 462 nt
Organism: Moneuplotes crassus
Lineage: Eukaryota; Ciliophora; Spirotrichea; Euplotida; Euplotidae
Source: the annotation of a GenBank genome assembly